This is a messenger RNA of Theileria equi strain WA, 1035 nucleotides long. RefSeq lists its product as hypothetical. NCBI's taxonomy places the organism in Eukaryota, Apicomplexa, Aconoidasida, Piroplasmida, Theileriidae. The transcript has a single exon. The record is from RefSeq and is a predicted model, not a curated record. The coding region runs from base 1 to 1035 and encodes 344 amino acids.
AUGUCAAGUAAAUGUAGUGCGGGUAUACUAGGCUCCUUUGUGGCUUGCAUUGCGGACUGUUUUCGUGGCUGUUGCUUUUGUAAAAGGAGUGAAUUUGACGAGGAACUCGAUCCUCCAGUCAGACUUAUAGUGAGAAACAAACUAUCGACAGUUCCCCUAGUCCUUGACGUUCUGGUGCCCAAUAAGAAUACAUCCAUAGAAAGAGGAACUACUUUGGGCUCUAGCUACAACAAAAUUACGGCAAACGAAGGCUUUUAUUUUUCUUCUGUUAGGGAAGGCAGUGUUUCUAUCUGGACUGCAAAGGAGAAUGAAACAUGCACAAAUGUAGAAGCAUUCCCACUGGAGGAGUCAACCAUAUUUUUUCUCAAUAUAAAAAGCGGCGAUGAUUUCCAGUCAAAGUAUUUUAAACGGACCAACACUUCAGUGCAUUCUAUAGAGGGCAGGAAGUUUUACGAGAUGCUCAAUGGAGCAGAGAAGGAAGAAGGGAAGAAUGCCAAGAGGAGCAUGGGAAUUUUGGCAAUUUCUGCAGGCUUAAUGAGUCGUAGUAAACGGAAUAAGGAGCGAAAAGCUCCCCGUAACUAUGGCUCUGAUUUUGGAUCCAUGGAUUCGUUAGAGUGGGAGUCAAGAUCCACGAGAAUUAGUGAUUCAGAACCUGUUCUUGAUAUUGCAAAUCCAGACCCCUCAGCCUUUACUGUAACAGAUGACGUAAUUUACAGAGUAAACUACAAGACCUUUACUCCAAGAGGAGAUCGUAAUCUGGAGGUCAUUGUGGAUGGUGGAAGCUAUGUCUGGGCCUCCAAUAGCUUCGAGGAAGUAUCCACAAGUGCGUACCUUUUCUCUAGAGACGGCUAUCCCUCCCUUCUAAGUGUAUGUACAAGGGAAACCAAGUCAUGUGACGCGAUCUGUUUCGAGAGGCAUGGAAACUUUUGGAAAAGAAUAAAGAAGAAAGUUUUUGAGAGCAGACUCCGAUCCAUGAAGGACUUUUCUGUACCUGCUGGUGAAGAGCAUGAGACUCUAACCACUGAAAACAAGUGA